AUGACUGACGAAAAAUUACCGCCUAUGAUGGCCACAGACGAUCCAGUUGAUGACGAGGACGACGAUAUUUUCAGUUCAACAAUAGACGAUCUUAGCAGUCUGCGAAACGAAGAGCUUUUUGCAUCGUUAGCGGCAGUUCCUCCGCCAUUGACCAACAUUAGUUUGAAUGAGGGAUCAUCCACACUGCUUGAAUCAGAUGUACCGCUAAACAAUGAUCACAAAGAGGUGCAACAGAUGACUAGUAAAAAUGUGAUUUCUAAUGGAUUUGAAGCAGAAAUCAAUUUAAAAGAAAACGAUACUCCUUCAGCUUCUGAAGAAAUUAAUCAAGUGGAAGAAAUCCCAAAUGUGUCUACUAAUGAUAUGAACUUUGAAAAUAUUGAAAACGGUUUUAUAAAAAUAUCUAUUUCUGAGACUACUAAGGUUGGAGAAGGCAUGAGCUCCUACGUUGCAUAUAGAAUUGUUACCCGUACAAAUAUGACUAUGUUUAAAACAAAUAAUAUGGCAGUACUUAGAAGGUUCAGUGACUUCUUAGGACUACAUAAUAAGCUAACUGAAAAAUAUUUAAGAAAUGGGCGUCUCAUACCCCCUGCUCCUCAAAAAAAUAUGUUAGGUUCGACAAGAAUUAAAAUAUCUGGAAACCAAUCUGAUCAAGCAACGUCAGCAGAAUUCAUAGAAAAAAGACGUUUAGCCUUAGAAAGAUUUUUAAAGAGGAUUGCUCUACAUCCAAUUCUUCGUAAUGAUAAAAGCUUUUGUGAUUUUCUAGAACAAGAUUGUGAACUUCCAAAGGCUACUAGUACAUCUGCAUUAAGUGGGGCUGGUGUCAUGAGACUUUUCAAUAAAGUUGGAGAAACUGUUAACAAAAUCACUUAUAAAAUGGAUGAAAACGAACCAUGGUUUGAAGAAAAAGAAGUACAAAUAGAAAAUUUGGAUUUGCAACUUCGGAAUUUACAUGGAGCUGUUGAAACAUUAGUGAUCAACCGUAAGGAAUUAGCACAUUCAAGUGGAUCUUUUGCAAAAUCUGCAGCAGUAUUGAGUAACUGUGAAGAACAUACUGGAUUGUCACGUGCAUUAUCACAACUUGCCGAUGUAUUUGAAAAGGUUGAAUCUGUAAGAACUGAACAAGCCAAUACAGAUUUCUCUAUUUUUUGUGAACUGUUAAAGGAUUACAUUGGCCUUAUUGGAGCUGUAAAAAAUGUAUUUCAUGAACGAGUUAAAGUCUAUCAAAACAUGCAACAUGCACAAAUGAUUUUAACAAAAAAGCGGGAACAAAAAACCAAGCUAGAACUUACUGGACGUUUAGACAAAGUAGGCUUUGUUACAAAUGAAGUAUCCGAGUGGGAAGCAAAACUAUCCAGGUGUCAAGAUGAAUUUGAUCAAAUUUCUAAAACUAUUAAAGUGGAAUUUGAACAGUUUGAGAUAAACCGAAUCAAAGAGUUUAAGACAGUUAUAUCGUCAUAUCUUGAAGAAAUGAUAAACCAUCAAACUCUGAUUAUUAAACAUUGGCAAGCUUUUAUUCCUGAAGCUAAAGCCAUAGCCUGA
Molecule: messenger RNA, 1539 nt
Organism: Macrosiphum euphorbiae (potato aphid)
Lineage: Eukaryota; Metazoa; Arthropoda; Insecta; Hemiptera; Aphididae
Source: the annotation of a GenBank genome assembly